CCCCUUCGUGCAGCCCCCUGCCCCCCGUCUCCUCCGCAGGCCCCGUCCUGGUGCCCCCUUGCGCUGCCCCACCUCUUGCACCCCCUUCUCCUUUACCGCAGCCCCCGUCGCCCCAGAGGUGCCCUCCCGCAGCGGGGCCGCGUGCGCUUGCGGCCCCCUCCCUCCUCCCCCGUGUCGGUGGCUGCCGAGCGGCGUGGUGGGUCUGUCGAUCCUGGGCAUCAGAAGGGCGUUCGCAGACGAAGUGUCCUCGUGCGAUGCUGUCGGCCUGGGUUUGCCCCCCGUGCGCUUUGCACUUCGGACUGGGGUGCUCGGACCAGGCGCCUGGGUCACCUGGGGUUAGACGGACCCUCUUCUGCAUUGCUCGGUUUUAGGAUAAUCGAGCACAGAGGCGUGGAAGGGUCUUCUGCGGGCCUGGAGGUGUGGAGGGCAUCUCCGCAGGUUUGCAAGGAUGUUGAGCAGCGUGGCUAUGAAAUGGGAAGAGGUGAGCUCUGCUUCGGAGAGUGGGCCGAGGAGGGGUGCGAAGACUUCGAGGAGGAUUUCGGUGUGGGUCCCGGUAGCUUGGGAGACAGCGGAGGGGAGUGGGGCUGCUGGUCUUGGGAGGCAUGUGCUCUUGCUUGCAGAGGAGCAUAUGGUGCUGCUCGUGUGUUCGGUUCAAGUAGUAAAGGCUUCGAAGCUGCGAACGCAGCUGUCAGAAAGGUGCGUGUUGAAAGCACUGAGCGAGGGACUGGAGUCUUGAGGCUCUUGGUAUUUGUAUGAAAGGGAUGCGACUAAAAUAAUUCAAGAGUGAGGAGGAGCUGGAAGUACCAAGGGAGUCCUUGGGGAUCUCGCUGUGUUUUUUCUUAUUUGUUCACUUCCAACCAUAAUAACAAUUCAGGGUAGGCCGCAGCACUCCUUCCUAAACCCUUCACAGGUUAGAGAGAUGGGGGGCGAAAGAAGCACCAGGGGGAGAGAGGAAUAAAGAAGUGAGAGGGGGCAGAGGUAACGUGUUCUCUGCAAGCUAUUUUUAACCAAGGGAAUUAGCAGGGUGGGAAUGGGAGGACAGAAACCGUGGAGAACAAGGCCGCUAGUGACCAGAUUAAAUGAAACGGAGAGGAAUCUGUUGCUACAUUAUUGAUCAAAGCCUGUAAAGUCAGCUGGGAGUAAAUCCACACUGAGUCUAGAAAAACAAAUAGGACAACUUGACCAGGAUGCGCUGUUGAACGGGGGCGUGUGGCGUUGUUAUGGCUGGGGUGACUGGUGUGUGUGAAAAGGCAGGCGGCCGGCUGAUUUGGGACGAUGCUCCUCCAACUUGCCCAGAAGGAAGUUGUCAGGUUGUGGAGGACUUUGAAGGAUUAGGACAGGGUUGGGAAUUCUUCAGGGGUCAAAGCCAUGGCAAUUUCAUAUCACACUGCCUUCAAAGGUAAUUUAGAUUGUGUUUUGGUGCAAAAACCGAAACGGGACCCCUGGGUCAGCUCCCUGUCAGCUCUGCCCCAUCCCUUCGCGACACUGCGGCUGGGCUGCGUGCUGCCUGGAAGUCUGAGGGCACUUUGUGUAAUGUGGUUUUGCACACAGAUGCAACUCCAUGAUUCAGUGUUUAAUUUGGAGCGACUGGUGAGGCAGACUCUGGCGUGCCAGAGUGAGAGAUUUCCAAUAGCCUUUUCAUUUUACUUACUGUUGUAGUGCCAGGCUGGUUAUCCAUAUGGCUUUAUUCUCUCACGCCUCAGAUGGAGAGAUCAUUAGCUAUUCUUGCCAAAUAAAGCAUGACACUGUUGUAUUAUCUGCUGAUGAUUCUAGCGCCCUAGAGUUGAUGCAAAGUUUGUUAAGACUGCAUCAGAGAUGCCAGUUUUUCUUACUGCUAGUGUCUAGCUCCUGCGUGCUUGCACUCUCUGAAAAAGACUAGAGAGCUGCAUCUUUUUGUUUUCUGGCAUUUGUUCCUUUUUCAUAGUUCAACAUACAACAGCUGUUGUGUUCAUUUGCUUUUAAGGCUGCUUGUUCUCUGACCCUUAAGGACCUUCCAUCUAAUGAAGAUGUUUUCACAUUCCUAAGCAGCAGAUGUGUGUGAUUCCUCACAUCUUUAAAGCCAUCUGCCAUUCGGUAUUUUAUUUGUAUUACGGUAGCUCUGAUAAACCACCCUCCUCGACAGGAUCUCAAAGUUAAGAAGUAAAACGUCUUUUACUUUUAGGGUUUUUUAGCUGUAGACUGCAUGUUUUUCAGAAGUUACGUUUUUGAACAUACUCUGUAGACUUUGCCCAUUGGGAUGCAAAUGGUUUCAAGUCCUGUGAGUGUCUCUGCUGAGUUUUUGAUGACAUACAUUUGCUAGAAAAUCAGCACGAAUAGUGAUGAAGGAUAAUUUUCACUGGCUGUGCAAUAUCAGUGCAAGUGUGCAUACCUGAUGUCUGUGUUAGAUGCGCUGCGUGUUUUAGGAGUGGUCUAUGCAGAAUUAUCUUCUACAUGCAUUUAAAUGCAGGUAGUUAAUUUAAAAAGAUGUGCACUUUCCUUCUGUGCGAUAUUUGAGGGAAAUUCAGUGACACCCCUCCCCCAAAUUCCUGUUGUUAUUCUCUGUCUUUUAUCUGUUGAUCUGUUUAAUCGUAUUCUCCUUGUCAGGUGGAAGAUGGGGCAGUUUCCCUUGUGUUCUAGGUGACUCUAACGCCUGGUUACCAUGAAGUCUGGAGGCAGAUAGAGGGACAGUAGUGGGAUUUCUUCCCACUCCUCCAAAAAGAUCAAACAAUUGUCUAAUGGGAUUACCUCUUAUGCUGACGUCAUGGGGAGCUGCUGCAGUUGUCUGUGCAGGGACAGCAUCCCAGACAACCAUCCCACCAAAUUUAAGGUAACGAACGUGGACGAUGAAGGUAACGAGCUGGGAUCUGGGAUUAUGGAACUGACGCAGACGGAGCUCAUCUUGCACACUCACAAGCGAGAUGCCGUCAGGUGGCCCUACCUCUGCUUGCGCCGCUACGGCUAUGACUCCAACCUCUUCUCCUUUGAGAGUGGACGUCGCUGCCAGACAGGGCAGGGAAUUUUUGCGUUUAAGUGUUCCAGAGCAGAGGAGAUCUUUAAUUUGCUUCAGGACCUGAUGCAAUGUAAUAGUAUCAACGUAGUGGAAGAGCCUGUUGUCAUCACCAGGAACAGUCACCCCACAGAGCGGGAGCUUUCCCGGACUCCCCAGACACCCAACAAUCUGGGGUACACUGUCCCAGGAUUUCCCAAUGGAUUUCACAGCUUCCCUGGAGAAACCCUAUCUUACUCCACAGCUCGCCCCCCCUCCGUGAGCAGCCUGAGGCAUUCUUCUGUGGGUGAAGACUCUACUCAUGCCCUCAUUGGGCCUGAUGAGCAGUCCCACACCUACGUGAACACAGCCAAUGGUGAUCAGGAGCUGAGGGGCCGACAUUGUAUGCACUCCUUGCCUGAAGUCCACCCUCCUUUCCCCCAUAGGAACCACAGCUGCUCUCUAGAAGACCGCAAUCCCCAAGUCUUUCUGCAGCCAGGGGAGGUUAAGUUUGUGUUAGGUCCCACAUCCACCUACAGGCACAUGGUGAAACGGGAUAGCAUCUGUCAGCACCACCGGGAGUGCAGGACGCACUUCUGUGCCCCCAACAACAACAACAACGAGUGUGAGGAUGAGUGUCCUUCACCCCAGUGCGUCUACGAGAAUGUCAACGGCUUGCUGCCCCCCAGCAGCACGUCUCUCCGCCGAGGUGGGCGCUUGAAAUUCACCCGGGAGGAUCUGGGCUUAACCGGCUGCUCCCAUCGCAGAACGGCUCUGCUGCACUAUGAGAACUUGCCAUCGCUGCCUCCAGUGUGGGAGUGCCAGCCGCUCCGACGAGGGGAGGAGGACACAGACGCUGGGGAUGGGCUGACACCUUCCCCCAGCAGCUACCCUGAGGCUGGUGAAGACGAUCCUCUGCAGAACUACAUGAACUCAGAAAACACUGCGCUGCACGGGGGCAGCGGCCUGCGGCGCAGUGGCUUCCUGCCAAAGCCUCGUCGCAACUGCAUGUCCAGCGUCUUCAACUUCGACUUCCCCCGGCCCUGUCCAGAGCAGCCGCGGCAGCUCAACUACAUCCAGGUGGAGCUGGAGGCUGAGCCGCACAAGGGACAUCAGAACCCGCCGGUCCUCCAUGCCCCACCUCCUGCCACCCACGAAGCCCGCCGGACGGACUCCUAUGCGGUCAUUGACCUCAAAAAGACAGCAGCCAUGUCCAGUUUGCAAAGGGCCCUGCCAAGAGAUGAUGGGACUUCAAGGAAAACUCGACAUAACAGCACUGACCUGCCUCUGUAAGGGGGAAUGCCAAGUGCAAGCACUGUGUUGUGGCUUUGGUAUCUGCCCUUCAGUGUAUUGCCCGGUGUGACUUCCAUUUGCUGUUGCCUUCUGCUUUCCUGUUCGCCCCAUUACCUGGUGUCAUGGGAUGGCUCCUACAGCUGAUGUUAAGGCUGGUCUGUUUGCCAGUCUUCCCCUCUCCACUCUUCCUGUGUAGUUUGUUUUUAAAGCCUUGUGUGAUUUUUGAAGACACUGUUUGCGGGUUAAAUUUUCUUUCUGGAGAGAGGGGCAGAAGGUGCCAGCAAUAGAGCUGGCACUGUGAGGAUACAACCUUGAACAGGGUUAGCUCUCCUGCUUUCCUGGCAGCUCCCUGAACGGUGCCAGCAGCCUGGCUGUAGAGACAGGGCAGUAGCAUGGUGGAGGAGUGUUCCUAAAAGUAAGUUGCUUUAGGAGCUUGGCUGCAAAUUGAGCCCGUUUCUUGGGGAUUUCAUGCCUUGUGACUCCUGGUGAGCUCCAGGGGAAGCAGCCUCUCCAGUGGGAUCAUUCCAAACUCUGUUUUUUCCUUUGCAGUUUCUCUGGUCCCCAGUGACAUGGGAGCUCAUGGUGCAGUCUUUCUCCCUCUCAAGUCACUACUACUUUCUCCCCUCUGCUCUCUUGCCUAUUUUCCUGAAGCCCAUAGAAGUCUUUGAUUCUUCUGUCCCUCUCUGAGAUUUGAUUGGAAUUGGGCAUCUCCAGAAAUUAACAGAGCAGGACAGACAGACAUGGGCACAGACACUGUGAUCACAUAAACCUGGUUUCCUGAGGGGACCUUGCUUAAAAAGAGGAUGGGAAGACUGCAAAUAUGAGAGAAGUUUGAGGCUUGGUUUAGAAAUCUUCAGUUGUAUGUUACGUGUUUUGGCUUUUAAAGAUUCUUUUUGGUGGCUGUUCAGAAGUGCUGUUGAUUUGUGCUAUUUAUUUGUUUACUCUCUAUUUAUUUAUUUAUUUAUUUAUUUAAUGCUCUUUUGUAUCGCAUUGAUAAUUGCAAAAGCUGGUGCCAAUAUGAAACACGUCCUCUCAGUGGCUCACAACCUUUGUUGGGGAACAGAUCUCGGAACAGAGUUUGUGGCUUUGCCAUGCUGCACAGGGGGAAAAGAGCAGCUGUGAAUCCAAAACUUGCUAACUGGGCUCACUGUUGCAGGGUGGGUGGGAAAUGGUAUGGGAGACACGCGAGUGCGAGCGGAGUUGCAAAGCAGCCAAGCUUGGAGUCAUAUCAAAGUUGUUGCCUACCCCCACGUGCCUGGCUGAAUCCACGUGAAAUAUUUGAUCAGUGUUUUGACUAAAUGUGCAAUUCGUUUCCUACAACUGUAGACUUGGAAGGGCUAAAUUGGGCUCUUGGAUAAAUCUAUGGCCUUUGAUGUGGGUUUAUCUAUUGACACGAGGGCUGAAUGCAAGCUGAGCUGUCAGGCCUACGUGUGAGGUGCCUGUAGGGUCUCUGCUUCUCUCCCAUUGCAGGAUGCUCCACCGCCACUCUGUGCCUGGUGACAUGCUGCAGCCUAAUCCCUUCCCGGAUUACUGUUUGCCAUUAUCAGAUGUUUCUAUGAGACAGAAGUGCUUGGGGUUUGGAGUCCCACUUUUUUGCUGUCCAUACUCUUCACCUUCCUCCCUGGAAUACGAGUUGAGAGAUCCAGUGCUCUGCGAGUUGUCCCACUCCUGGCAGAAAGGUUGCCAAGCUUUGCCGUGUCCGCCUUGUUCCUAAUGUUUUACAAUUCGCAGAGUCAGAGAUCCUCUGGGAUGAAAGAGGAGAGAACCUGACUGUCCAAUUGUAACCUGAUUCUGAGGUCCAGAAACUUGAUUUCCAGAUUUUUGAAGUGCUAUAAUGUCAUAUUGGAAUGUGACCUUUCUGGGAGCAAGGACGUGUGCUGCUCAGUUAAGAAAAGUGAUAAAAAUAUAACUAAUGCCAUGCCUGAGUCUGCAGAGCACACAUUUCUUGGCUUGCUGUUUAUUGCAGUGCAAUCCAAAGUACACCACUUGCUGAAAUUCAGUGAUUUUUCUUUUUGUGGGGAAGUCCUUGUGCUUGUCUUCUGUUCUUUUCUGCACCCCAACCAUUAUGUGUUUUGUAACUGAAAGGAAACCUGAGUAAUAUAUUUUUAUAUGUAUGCCAAAUAACUUUAAAGGAAAAAAGACAAGUAAUGUAUCCCCCUAAAUCUAGGUUUCAUUUAGGGAAGUGAGAGAAGAAAUUAUUUAUUUGAAAAAAGAGAAGUCCACUGUAUUAAACUUUAAGGAAGCUAUUUAAAUAAAGAGUUUAUAAGCUCUAAGUAUCACCCUCUGGGACAGCAUUAGGAACCCUGACGUGACAGCAAGGGGCAGCGCUCUGGGAGCCUCCGGACGAGCCUGCCUUUCCAGUGUCACUGCCUGAGCUGAGAAAUGCAAAAUAUGUAUUCCCUUCUUCCCCCUAGAAAGAAAAAAAGGAUGAAAUGUUUGAUGUUUACAUGGAGCAAGAUGUCAGGGCCCUUUGCCACCCACAUGGAAGAGGCUUUUUGCUAUGUCUGCAGGUUGGUUAAAUGCAAGGGAAGCCGCUGCUGGGUGACUGCUCCCCUAUCCAGGGAGAAGGUAGGAGAGGCCUGGGCUGCCUGUCCUCGGGGUGUCACGGGCUGCUCCCCGUGGGCACGGGUGGCCUCCAGGGUUGCUGCGGGUCUCCGGUGGGGUGAGGCUGGUGUGAGGGUCUGUAGGUGUUGGGAGCUCAGGGCAUUGGGGCAGCACAGCUUGGUUGCUGGUGUUUCCUCUCUAGAGGCCUUGCAGAGGCUGGGCUUCCCAGUGUGUCCCAGGGGAACCCCAUUUAGGUGCCUCUAAACUAGCUUUGAUUUGGGAAAGCUGGCCUUGACCGUUCAAAUCACUGACAUUCAUGUCCCCUGGACAAUUAUGUUGCCUGGCUUGUGCCUCCCUUUCUUCUUCUGGUGAAGCUAAUGCUCACAGUGCCUCACAAGGAUGCAGAAAGCAGUAGUGACAAGGAGACCACUGUGAAAUAGCUGUGUGUGUACAUAGCAAAUACGCUACCGUUGUUCCUUUAUGACGUUUCUUAUUCUGUUUAUAGGGGUGCACGCUGCUCCUAUUCAAAAAAGGAGAAAAUUAAAUUUUCUCCUCUGUAAGGUCAAAGGAGGGCUUGUGUUGGCUGCUUCUGAUUUUGCUGUUUCAGUGAAUAGUAGACUGGUAGUCUUGCUUCACUGUCCUCUGCUUUACUUCAUGUUCUCCCUUGUGGCCUUGAGUGGAGGGAGUAGCACUGCUGGCUUGGCAGGCUUUGCUCGUGUGAUAUUGCAAGCUCCCAGAAAGCUUAGGGGACGUAAAGCUGGUCACAGCUAUUUGUUUGCACUGGAUUUGUUUUGAUUAGCGUUAAAGCAAUUAAAUGGGAGACCUCAUGCAGGGAACCACUUAUCAUUUAUGGCUUUCAGGGGGCAGACCAUGUUCAUGUGCCAAUGCUUUUCUUACUUUUUCAUUUUUGUGGAUAGCUUCACAAGAGCAAGAUCCUCAUUAAGUGACCAGAAUCCUUCCAAAAAUUCUUAAUGCUCAGUUUUGCAGGUGAUGUGAAAAGGGAAGAAAAUUCUGGAGUUAGAUUUGAACUCUGAGGCAGCAGUUUUUGGAGCACCAGGAACAGAAAUGCUGUUACCUUGGAUUUUUCCCUAAUAUUAAAACCUGAGCGGUGCUCACCAGUCUCACAGCUUCCUCUAGUGGUCAGACUUGAAACCGUUUCAGGGAGAAGAAAUCAGUGGCAGGUUGAAAAGGCUACGGUAUUUGAAUUAAUAUUUUCUCAUUCUUUCAGUUCCCUCCUCUUUGAUUUGGGUAACGGGCAGUAGGAAUAGUGAUUCCUACUGGUAAUUCUUUGGAGUCUUUCCCUGAUACUAUUUUCUUUUGGUUGAAAAUCAUGUUUAUGAAGUGUGGUGUUUUUAUGGCACUUUGCAAAGAUUGCUCUCCUCUUUCAUGUCUCUACUUAAUUUAUUUUUUGUGGGCCAAAUUCACCCAAGGGGUAAUGCCACUAAAUUUGGUAGAGUCACAGCUGGGAGCAGUUGGCUCUUUAAGAGAAUAUUCCAUCAGGUGGCUAGAAUUCGUUUUACCAUCACGUAAUUCUGCCUUUGUCUCCAUAUAAUGGUUUCCUUUCUUAGCGAUGUUGCUUUGAGCCUUACAUGCGAGUAUGCUGGACUUUCCCAAUGGAUGCAUACUAAUUAUAUAUGUGCAUGCUUACUUCUUAGAUGGGGAACUAAAUUAGGGAUAACCAUCGACUCCCACUAUCCCCUUCAACCACGGUACGCCCCGCACAACCAAGAUGACCUCUGCAGAGCAGAAUACCUCACCCUUUGUGGUCACAUCCGUACAGCUGGUGGUGAGUUUGAGGGAUUCUUCCAGGGCUCCGUGCAUCUAAGUGAUGCCACACAGUUGACUAGGAGGGAAUGAAUAUUCAAGUGUAUGUCUGAAACCCUUUUCUCUGGAGUUAGUCCCUGAAGCUGAACUGAAACCAUGAGAUCAGUUGCUUUCCCAAGCCUGGUUCUGGAAGGCAGAUGGUUCACGCUAGUGUUGCCCCUUGUGCUGACCUGUUCUGCCUACGAAUGGUAACUUGGAAGAAGGAGCAGUGUUCAGCUGUUGCGUUUGCUGAGACUUUCUUUGGUUUGUAAGGAAAGCUCUAGGCAGUGACGUGAAGCCAGCCUGGAUAGUGGUGAGGACCUGGCAGCAUGGGCCUAGUUAGGUUUUAUACCUGGCCUCUUAGCAGGUUUGUGUAGCCCCAGUGGAGCCCGUAUUGCAUCCUUGCUGGUGUCCUUUCCCCUGCUUGCAAGAUUGAAGCUCAAGGGAUGUCUUGGUGAGCAGCUGUGUGCUGUGCAGAGAGAAUUUGACUUAACCUCUUUAAGUGGCUCUUGUCUGAGUUUUUGAAUUAAUCAACUGGACUUUCUCCUCCGAUAUUUCUUCUCUGGUGACUGCAUAAAUAGAUCUUUUCCUUGUUCCUUUUCCAAGAAUCUCUUAUUAGAGAUAUAGCAUUUCCUGGCUCUCGGCUGUCUCUUAUCGUGGAAGGGGUUUUGCUUUGUUUUGUUUUUUCUUUCAUCCCAUUCUAUGUGCCUGCUUUUUCUCCUAGGGAAAGGAGAUUUGAGCGUUUGUGAGCUGUACCUGCCUUACAGGGAGAGGAUGGCAAAGGAGAGGCCAAACCGUGUGGUUUAAAGAAUUGAUAUUUUUGCAAAGAGGUUUGAAUGUGUUAGUUGUUACUGAAGUACUAAGUGUUAUUUUUAUUACUUAAGCCAUGCUGCUCACUGGGAGGAAAAACAAACCCAGCUUCAGCUGUUGCUGUCUUUGUUUCCAGUGAGAAAUGACUGACUAAAUACCUCUAACUCCCAGACUGCUGUCUUGAGCUAGCAGGGCCGCUACCUGCGUGUGCGUGCCCCUCGCUGGGAGGUGCGAGCGGUCCGUGCAGCACUGCCGGCGGGGAGGCUCCGCACCAGCUCUCGCUCACGCUCCCGACCUCCGAUGCUGCCCUGGCUCUGCCCUGGCCCGCUCUGCGGCGGUGGGCAGAGCGCGUCCUGUCCCCGUGUCUCACUUUUACCACGGCAAAAUGGGGAGGAUGGUACUGACCUUACUACGAUGCUUUUCUGAUGUGUGGGUGAGAGUGCUGUAUCAGGGCUGUGCGCUCUCUUAGCCAUCUUCUCCCAAAGUCUCCUCUCUGUCCCUCCGUGUAAUGCUGCUCAGCCCUCUCUGCUGCUGUCUUCCGUGUGAAGUAUCAUUAAUGAGUGAUUGUUAAUGAAUGCAUUGCCUCCUAGUAAUUCAAGUAACAGCUUCUGCGGGCUCAGGCAGCCAGUCUUUGUGGGGAGCUUGUUUUCCGAUCAAGCUAGGCUCAUCUUGAAGUGCCAUGCCCAGGUAGCAGAACAGGUUUAGACUCCUGUUACUGAACAGGACCGGGAGUGAAUACGUUAGGGGAAAUCCUGAAAGCUUUGAAGUUGGCACUUACAGGCCAUGGUACAGAAAAGGCUAAUUCUAAAGAAGGGAUCUAAUUUGUUUUUCCUUCAUAAGUAAAGGUGAUUUUAAAGUUGGAAGGCCCAGAUGCAUCUGUGUAAUCUCAAGCUCUACUCCCAUGUGAUUCUCCUUGUUACUUGUACUGGUGUCUCUGAUACUGAUCAUUUCUGAUGUGGCAGAAAAACAAAGGUGCUUCGGGGCUCUGGCCACCGGGGAUUCGGAGUUGCUCUGACCAUAGAGGUUGAUCUUGCUGUGUAAAUGCUUCUUCAGGUUGUUUCUAUGGAUAUGCAUUCAGUCCCUCUUUAUAUUUCAUCCGGGUGUAACCUUAAAGGCGAAGAACAAUAGCAGUGCUAUGUUACCUGAGGAGUGCUCAUGUCUUACAUUAACGUGCACUACGAAUGUAUACAGAAUAAACAGAAUAUGACGAUUA
Molecule: messenger RNA, 10628 nt
Organism: Dromaius novaehollandiae (emu)
Lineage: Eukaryota; Metazoa; Chordata; Aves; Casuariiformes; Dromaiidae
Gene: FRS3
Product: fibroblast growth factor receptor substrate 3
Exons: 6
Coding region: 2741-4258 (505 amino acids)
Biological process (GO): fibroblast growth factor receptor signaling pathway
Cellular component (GO): cytoplasm
Molecular function (GO): transmembrane receptor protein tyrosine kinase adaptor activity; fibroblast growth factor receptor binding
Source: RefSeq, a predicted model, not a curated record